GAUAGACGAGUGGGUGUCCUUUGUAUAUGAUUUCGCUGUUGCCAGGUUUCAGCAGAAAUAUACCUUCCAGGAUUUUUGUUUCAAUCGCGUCAUCUUGGUUGAUUUGAAUCUUCUCUGGCAUAAUGAAGGUGCAUAAGAAUCGGUUGAUCUCUGGAACCAAUACCACAUGGUUGUUCCUUAUCUGAAGUUCUGUGUAGACGCAUUGUGUAUUGUUCCCUUGUAAGAUGAUUUCCUUUUCGCAUUGAUUUUGGUGAUUUGAUAGUAACAUUUGCGGACAAUGGUAAUAGGGAUUCUUGCUUAAUAUGACCUUUGCCAUUGAGUGCAGUGACGACCAAAUUGUUUCGGACUGUCUUAAACUCGUAUCUUUCUUACUUGAUAAAACCUUCGAACACAGAAUAUCAUCUGCCUGCAACAUCCCGCUUGUGCUCAACAACAUCUGGAAGGUCUUGAAGGCAAACAAGGGACAAAUUCUUAAUGUAUCAAAUGUAGUUCUGAGCAUCAUGCAGUUCAAGGAAGUCGAGGAUUACUUUUUCCUAAUCACACCAGUCCUUGAAGCAAUUUUAUCAUCCCUUUUGCAAGACAAUGGAGAUCUGCAUAAAACCGAACUCAUCGUUCACUUAUCAUUAUUAGGAAAACACACAAUGAACUUGCUUAUGAAACAAAAUGGCCAAAUAAUGUAUUCAAAUCAAAAUACGGCUAAUAUUUUCAAUACUUGUUUAAUGAUGACUGAAAAAUUUCUUGUCCCUUUUAUACUCAAGACAACGAAUUCAACUGCUUCGGAUGUAAAUAUAACAUUUCUAGUUUUACAAGUGAUACAAAGUGUAUUCUUGUGUGACAAUGAAACGGCCAAGAUUGAUUUCGCCGUUUACUUGCUGCAAAACGGAUUCUUGCAAACGCUGCAAAAUUUUGAAUAUCGCAUGAACUGUUGGCCACAGUGGGAUUGCGCUCGUAGCCUUUUGACCGGCCUCUUGGCGUCUCUGUGCCAGAAAGAGCUUGGAGAUGAAAACUGGUAUGGAUUACUUGCCGACUUAAAGCUCCUGCCUCCCAGAUCUUCCUACACAAAUCUGCCUCUCCGAACAGGCACGCAUCUUGAUUUGUUCGCUAUCAUUUUCAAUUAUUUCAAAUGCAUUCCUGACAAAAAGUAUAUAAGUAACACCCUGAAAUGUUUUUUGUCUAUAUGGGUGGUUUAUUACAUUAAAAAAACUGCCAUUAGACCGAGUGUUGAUGAAAAUUUCCUCUCGAGGGUUUGCAUCUAUAUAAGCCUUUUGAAAGAAACGCCUUCGCCUCCAAUUGUAAAAGCUAUUUGGUUCAUAUUUGCAAUACCAAUUGCUUUUCAGGUUGCGUGUAGAGGUGUAAAAGAUGAGCUCAAUGUGAAAUCAGCAACGAGACAAGUUUUAGAAUUUGUAAAUGUACAUGGUGUAAGGAAAGUUUUCACAAGGCACUCCAUACUUUUGUCGUGGAUAUUCGCAUCACAAGUCGUAAAGAGCGAAAUGAAAGCCACUGCGGUCAAACUGUGGCUUGAAGGGGGCAAAACAGAAGCUAUUAAUGAAUUCAAGGACCUCAAGAUUCAUAAGGAAUUUAUUGUGACAAUUUUGGAAAUUCUCGCUACAAGUGAUGAGACGGCGAGUCUAGUCGAGCAAUUUGUAUAUGCAGAAGGAAACUGCUUCGCCGAAGAUGCUUGGUCACUUCUUCCGAAGCUUAUCUCAUCAUGUGUACCUCAAUCGAAAACCAACAAUUUUUUUAACUUGACCACGCUCUUGCGAUUUUGUACGGUGCACAAGCCAGGGUUCGUCGAGCAGUCCGUGAUUUUGCGAAUAGCCUGCUUACUCCCAGGAGUUAUCGCCUCUCACUAUUUCGACUCAAAUGAGUCGACAGAGUGCAAAUUUAGCAUCGGUUUAUUGUUUUUGUCCAUUAUACUGCAGGAAGGCUUAAGAUUUAAAGAUGAAAGAGUGUUUGUUCAACUUUUGAAUCAUAAGAAAUUCUUGACUUUCAUUGAAUCGAGUUUAUCGUCACAGAACAACGACUUGCUAAUCUCUAUUCUCAAUUUUUUAUACAUAAUUAUUGAAUUUCAAGCGAGGACCAAUAUUGAGAGCUCGAAAGUUAUCGUACUUUUCCCGCAAAACGUACUUAGAUUGGUAUCAAAGGAGACCGAUGUGGCUUCUUUGACGCUGAAGCUCCUUGCCACUUUCUUCACCACCAUUGCAAUACAGGCCAACCUCGUCCUUAAUAUAACUCCGCCGUCAGCUACGCAGCUACGGAUCCUGUACAUACAAAUCCAUAUGCACUGUUCACAGAGCUGCGAAGAGGCUGAACCUUGGAGUUGGAUAUGCCUCCACAGCCUUCUCAAAUAUUCGAAACAGCUCAACCUCCAUCGUCAACUCGCCGACCUGGAGUACACGAACCAACUGCUUAAACUCUGCACCCCUUCGAAACCAUCCUGGGGCCACGUGUUGCAGUUCGUCUCCGUUUGGAUCACGUGCGUACCUACAUUUUCGCAGAAGGCUCUGAAGAUGACCCAAUCCCAGAAAAUGAUUGUGAAGAUCUUCAGGCUCUUUUUGCAAAAAUACACCAUCAACACUGAGGACGAAUCGCUACAAAUUUUCACAGAGGCAUUGGGGAUCUCAUCACUUCCCAAUGAAAUUGAAACCUUACUGAGAUCCAAUUUAAAGAAAUAAUACUGUUUAACGUUGCACAAAGAUUAUCACAUAAGCACACGAUGCGAUUAGAAUGGAGGCUAUCUCUGCCGGCCGGAGCGUUGGGCAAAGCAUCCUUUGAAAGAGUUGAGCCUCACGUCGAU
This is a messenger RNA of Cimex lectularius (bed bug), 2797 nucleotides long. RefSeq lists its product as uncharacterized. NCBI's taxonomy places the organism in Eukaryota, Metazoa, Arthropoda, Insecta, Hemiptera, Cimicidae. Bases 303 to 2675 code for a protein of 790 amino acids. The record is from RefSeq and is a predicted model, not a curated record. The transcript is spliced from 15 exons.